Nerophis lumbriciformis (worm pipefish) is the source of this 6713-nucleotide messenger RNA. It is a transcript of the gene shank3b, whose product is annotated as SH3 and multiple ankyrin repeat domains 3b. Gene Ontology annotation, cellular component: dendritic spine; postsynaptic membrane; postsynaptic density. Gene Ontology annotation, molecular function: synaptic receptor adaptor activity; ionotropic glutamate receptor binding. The record is from RefSeq and is a predicted model, not a curated record. Lineage: Eukaryota; Metazoa; Chordata; Actinopteri; Syngnathiformes; Syngnathidae.
CACACAGCAGUGUGUGCGUGGGUUGAAGCCAGCAGCCUUCCACUCGUCCUGCUCCUACCUCUCUCCUCAUCAGCAUCCUCCUCUUCCUCCUGCUUGAUCAGUCCAUCAUGAUGGAGAACAAGUCGCUCAUCUGCUGGGAUGGGCCGGCCAGCUCCCACAAUACCAUCUGAAGGUCUCGCUGCCGCCACCCACCUGAGGCGUCCCCACGGCUUCGUACGUCCGAGACAUCGAGCCGCCCGUCAAACUGGACCAGGACCAGACUCCGAUCGGAACACUGAAGCCAUAAAGCGGUCCGGCUCUGGAUCAGUCCAGCACAGAUCGCUCACAGGAAAAGUUUGAUGGGACUGCUGCCUGUAGCCACAUGCCUCUGAGUCCAGCUGCUGACACCAAACAUGAUCGCCCACGCCAACAGGCGGUUACUAACGGCAACGCGACAGGCUCUACCGUUGCCAGGGACGACGACGCGGAGGACACGCCCUCUGGAAACAGCAUCGUCGUCCGCAUCGGCAUCCCGGACCUACAGCAGACGAAGUGUUUGCGGCUGGACCCAGAUUUACCCGUUUGGACCAGUAAGCAGAGGGUUCUGGUCACCUUGACUCAGUCUCUGUCGGAUGUUUUGAACUAUGGUCUCUUCCAGCCGGCGUUCAACGGCCGUGCUGGCAAGUUUCUGGAUGAGGAACGACUGUUAAAAGAGUACCCCCUCCCCCCUAUCACGCCAAUCCCAUACCUGGAGUUUCGUUACAAACGCAGAGUUUAUACGCAGAGUUACGUGGACGACAAGCAGCUCGCCAAGCUGCACACAAAAGCCAACCUGAAGCGCUUUAUGGAACAUGUCCACCAGAAGAAUGUGGAGAAGGUUUCCAAAUGGCUGGAAAAAGGUCUGGAUCCAAACUUCCACGACUCCGACAGCGGCGAGUGUCCACUCACGCUGGCGGUCCAGUUGGAGGAGAGCUGCGAUCUCAUCAAAGUUCUCCGCAGCGGCGGCGCUCACCUGGACUUCCGCACCAGAGAUGGAAUCACCGCCCUGCAUCGGGCCGUCUUGUGCCGGAACAGCUCGGCUCUCACGACUCUGCUGGACCUGGGAGCGUCUCCGGACUACAAGGACAGCAGAGGACUGACGCCCCUCUACCACUCCGCCAUGGUGGGUGGCGCCCCCUACUGCUGUGAGCUGCUGCUGCAGGACCACGCCAGCAUCGGCAUGACCGACGAGAAUGGAUGGCAGGAAAUCCACCAGGCGUGUCGCUUUGGAAACGUGCAGCACUUGGAGCACCUGCUGUUCUACGGUGCCGACAUGAGCUCCCAGAAUGCAUCAGGAAACACCGCGCUGCACCUCUGUGCGCUCUACAAUCAGGACAGCUGUGCCAGAGUGCUGCUCUUCAGAGGAGCCAACAAGGACAUCAAGAACUACAACAACCAGACUGCCUUUCAGGUGGCCAUCAUUGCUGGCAACUUUGAUUUGGCCGAAAUCAUCAAGAUUCACAAAACCUCCGACGUUGUUCCCUUCAGAGAAACGCCAUCCUACACCAAACGCCGCCGCAUGGGAACCAUCAGGUUGCCGGCCGGAAACGGUCUCUCCUCGCCGCGCUCUUUGAUUCGCUCAGCCAGUGACAACGCGCUGGAAAGCCCCGCCUCCUCCCCCGGCCCCUCUUUGCAAAGCCUGGAAACACACCACGACACGCACACACACUCCCUACGACGACACACUCGCAGGCUCAGUCCCAGUGGCGCCGGUGGUCAUGUGGAAACCAGCCCCCCUUCCUCCCCGCCCCUGACCCCCCAGUUAAGGAAGAAGAGGCUGUACAGCGCCGUGCCGGGACGCACCUUCAUCGCCACGCGCUCCCACGUGCCCCAGGGGACCGGAGAGAUCCAGCUGCACCGCGGCGAGAGGGUGAAAGUCCUGUCCAUCGGGGAAGGAGGAUUCUGGGAAGGAAACGUCAAAGGAAGAACAGGCUGGUUCCCCGCCGACUGUGUUGAGGAAGUCCAGAUGAGACAGUACGACCCCAGACUGGAGACGAGGGAGGACCGCACCAAGAGACUCUUCAGGCACUACACAGUGGGCUCCUACGACAACUACACCUCCUACAGCGACUACGUGAUCGAGGAGAAGAUGGCCGUGCUGCAGAAGAGAGAGAGCGAAGGCUUCGGCUUCGUCCUCAGAGGAGCCAAAGCUGAGACGCCCAUCGAGGAGUUCGCCCCCACGCCGGCGUUUCCUGCCCUGCAGUACCUGGAGUCUGUGGACCAGGGGGGCGUGGCCUGGAGGGCGGGGCUGCGUACAGGAGACUUUCUCAUAGAGGUCAACGGCGCCGACGUGGUGAAGGUGGGUCACCGCCAGGUGGUUUCGCUGAUCCGGCAGGGCGGCAGCCGCCUGCUGAUGAAGGUCGUGUCUGUUUCCCGCAAGUCAGACACCAACCUGAUCAGGAAGAAAGCUCCUCCCCCGCCCAAGCGAGCACCCAGUACCUCAUUGACACUCCGGUCCAAGUCCAUGACCGCAGACCUGGAGGAGAUAGCCAGGAGGAGGCGCUUUGACAAACUGGACGAAAUGUUGGCGGGAAGCACACACGAGGUGGUCUUGCGCUCCCGCCCCUCUGACGACUUCAGGGCGGCCACGGUGAAACAGAGGCCCACCAGCCGACGCAUCACUCAGGCUGAAAUUAAUUCCUUGUUUGAGCGUCAGGGUCUGGUACCGCCCACCGCUCCAGGGAAGAGCACCAUGGCUUUGCCGCGAGGAAUGUCGAGAACCAAAAGUUUUGGCACGCCCGAGGACGACAGGAUCUCCGCUUUGAUCAACGAAAGUCGUUUCCCGCGGAGCUCCUCGCUGACAGACAGCUUCAUCCCGCCUCCGCCUCAGACAGCGCCACCCCCUCCUCCCUCCGCUUCCUCCACCUCUUCGCUCUUCCUGCUCGACUCCGGGCCUCCUCCCUCCUUCCUUCCUCCGCCUCCCCCCGCCAGAGGGGAGGGUCUGACCCGCUCCAGCUUUAAACCCGGGGCGGAGCCAAGGCUGCAGGAGCUGGCGGACUCGCCGUUGAGGAGCCAUGCCCACGCAGAGCGCCAGAGAAAGGCCAGGUCCAUGAUCAUCCUGCAGGACACGCCCCCUCAACUGCAGACCGAGACGCACGCCGCCGCCGCGCCCGCCAUGCACACGCUGCACAGCUCCGCGCACACUUCCACGCUGUCUCUCCACAGCCCGAGCUCCGCCCUCGGCCAUUCGCCGCUGUCACGCCGCCGUGGUCGGCCCAUAGAAAAUCCUUAUGCUAAUGUAGGCCAGCAGGCUGCGCCCACCAAACCUCAGAGGAGGAAGUCACCGCUGUUAAAACAGCUUCCUGUGGAGGAGCAGGGAUUCAAAGAUCACGACGCAAAGUUGGAGGCAUGUGGACCCGGCAGCCCCAGCAGGGCAGAGCUGUACCAGCAGCAGGUGUUGUCUGAGCGUGCCCGGGUCCAAGGCCGCCGCUCGUCCCUCUUCCUGUCUGUGGAGGGCUCCGGCUCCGAACACCAGGUCCCGCCUCUCCUUACGCAAAGUCACUCCAUGGACGACCUCGGGGAGCUACCCCCGCCUGCGCCGGUCCUGUCACCAUCGCCGUCGCCCCACACCUUCCUCCACCCGCUGACCGGCAAACCUCUGGAUCCUUCAUCUCCACUUGCCCUGGCUCUGGCCGCACGAGAACGAGCGCUUACCGCACGCACGCCUAGCCCGGAGCCACGGACCAAACACACCUCUGCCUCGACCACUCCCAUUCCCACGCCGGCCGCCAGCCCAGAGGGCAGACACAAGCGCACGCCGGUCCCCACCCCGCAGAGCAGCCCUGAGCCACGAUCCAAACGCACUACCCCUCAGACCAGCCCAGAGCCGCGAAGCAAGCGCACCACCCCUCAAACCAGCCCAGAGCUCAGGCACAAGCGCAUAACCCCGCCCCUUUUCCCUGACGGACAGGUGGAACGGCCCGAAGCCGAGGGAGGUGUGACGUCUCCCGCCGGCCCCUCCCCAGAGCGCUGGAGACCUGUCCCUCUGGCAAGCCUGGUCAAUGAAAGCCACUCUCCUCUGAUUGACAGGCGCAGGAGCCUGACCAUUGGCAGUUCAGAGGAAGAGGGCGGAGCUUACACCGUAAAACUCCCCCCCGCCUUGCUGUCGUCUAGUGACGAGGAGACGAGGGAGGAGCUGCGCAGAAUAGGCCUGGUGACGCCACCCGCCGCUUUUGCCAGCCCCCCGACCUCACUCACCUUGUUGCCGCGGCGAAGUGGCGAGGGCGGGGGCAGCGCUCCCGACUCUUUGGGGAGGAGAGGUGAGGAGGACGAGGGUGACGAAGAGCGUCUCCAUGACAGCUCCUCCCCCAGCUCCCUUCCCCCCUCCAUCACCUUGGCCUCGCCUCCUGCUCCCUCGUCCCCCUCCUCGCCGCCCGCUUCUCACACCGUCACCUCUCCGUCCGCCCUCAAACCUCGCCUCCGCUCCCCCAUUGGGCGAGGCCGCUCAGCCCUCAGGGACCCCCUCCUUAAGCAGUCGUCUGACAGCGAGCUCCUCCCCUCGGCCGCUUCCUCCUCGCCGACCUCCCCACUUUUGUGCUCCCCCACUGGCGGACGCCAGCCUCGCUACCUCUUCCAGAGGCGCUCCAAGCUGUGGGGGGGCGGCGAGGACCGUAAUGACGACCGCCAAGGGUUUGGCCCCGAGGAGGGUGGGGGCCGGCCGGCGGCCCUCGGGGGUCAAGGGUCGGGCUCGGCGGUAGACCUUAGCGGGCGGUCGGCGUCGGCGUUGGAGCUGAGCGGCCGGGCGGGGUCAGGUCUCGACCUCGCCAACAGACUCCAACUGCUCAACAAGGACAGCCAUUCCCUGGGGGAGGAGCCAAGCCCUCUAGACCCAGGACGCAGGUCGCCAGUAGGCGGGGCCAGGUUGUUCUCCAGUCUGGGCGAGCUGCACACCAUCUCCCAGCGAGGAUACGGCGCCACCUACACGGUUCGACCAGGAAGCCGUUACCCUGUCACGCGCAGGAGCCCCUCCCCUUCGCCCUCGCCCUCUGAUAGGUCGACGGGGCCGGGCUCCUCCCACUCGCCGUGCUCCGACAGGCCGGACCUGAGCUCAGGUCGAGGUCUGACCAUCCUCAAGUCGUCCAGUCUCAGUCUACCCUCGGAACCCAAGGAGGUCCGCUUCGUCAUGCGCAGCGCCAGCGCUCGGACCAGGUCCCGCUCUCCGUCGCCCUCCCCCCACGCCUCGCCCUGUCCCUCGCCGGUCCUGAGCGGACCCCUGCUGGCCCUGCGACCAUGGAGGCAGCGCCCUCUCAGCCUGUGGAACAAAUACGACGUGGGCGACUGGCUGGAGAGCGUGGGCCUGGCCGAGCAUCGCCAACGCUUCCAGGAACACGAGAUCGAAGGCUCGCAUCUUCCCGCCCUCACCAAGGACGACUACGUAGAGCUGGGCGUCACCCGACUGGGCCACCGCAUCAACAUCGAGCGGGCCCUCAGACAGCUGCUGGAGAGCUCCACUUGACCCCUGUGACCUCCUAACCUUUGAGACAGCAGGUGACCUGAGGGGUCUCGUCGGCUCUUUCAUCAAAACGGUGAAUUACUGCUGAGCUCCUUUACAAGCACAAACCUUCCAAGUGAAGAACCAAGUAAGUAACACCUGACUGAUGGUCCUCACUGUGUAACAUACCUUAGCUUAGCUUAGCCUAGCCUUAGCAACUGAGCUAAUUCCACUUUAUUUUUUUCCUCCAAUUACUGACGAGUGUUUUCCUUUUUGACUUUCUAUCUUACUUAGCGCUGACCAUUUAGCAACAAUCAUGUGCUCGUGAUGACGUUUGACGGUGGACUUUUUUUGUUGUGUUGCUGAUUGACUGAUCGAUGGUGCUACAUCUGUAGGCAAAGCAUCUCGUCCAAUCAAAAGGGGUUUCCUCUCUGCCAUAAGGGUUCGCUUUGAUCCCGCCAUACGUGGAGAUUCCUCCCUGCUUGCUCAAAUCUUUUCUUUUACUUUUUGAAGAAAAUAGCUUAUUGUUUUCUCCUACUAGCAUGCUAGCCCUGCUAGGAAGAGUAUGUCCGUCCGCGAGCUCUCAUUUUAUUGUUAUUUUCACUAUUAUGUAGGCCUGGACUCCAGUGGAAGAAAUAAUGGAAGGACAAAUAGAAGCUUAGUUUAGCUUAGCCUAGCCUAGCGCAAUAAAGCACUACCGUAUUUUCCGGACCGUAGGGCGCACCGAAUUAUAAAGCGCACUGCCGAUGAAUGGUCUAUAAUUGAUCUUUUUCCAUAUACCGUAUUUUCCGCACUAUAAGGCGCACCGGAUUAUAAGACGCACCUUCAAUGAAUGGCCUAUUUUAAAACUUGGUUCAUAUAUAAGGCGCACCGCAUUAUAAGGCGCAUAGAAUAGACGCUACAGUAGAGGCUGGGGUUACGUUAUGCAUCCCAUAGUUGCAAGACCUGUUGUGGCUCAACAUUGGUCCAUAUAUAAGGCGCACCGGAUUAUAAGGCGCACUGUCAGCUUGGACACUCGGGUGAAGAGAGGGGCGGAGCUUUCUACCGAUCACCACCUGGUGGUGAGUUGGCUGCGAUGGUGGGGGAGGAUGCCGGACAGACCUGGCAGGCCCAAACGCAUUGUGAGGGUUUGCUGGGAACGUCUGGCAGAGUCUCCUGUCAGAGAGAGUUUCAAUUCCCACCUCCGGAAGAACUUUGAACAUGUCACGAGGGAGGUGCUGGACAUUGAGUCCGAGUGGACCAUGUUCCGCGCCUCUAUUGUCGA